Pongo pygmaeus (Bornean orangutan) is the source of this 626-nucleotide messenger RNA. Its product is annotated as E3 ubiquitin-protein ligase HERC2-like. The coding region runs from base 47 to 469 and encodes 140 amino acids. The transcript has 3 exons. The record is from RefSeq and is a predicted model, not a curated record. Lineage: Eukaryota; Metazoa; Chordata; Mammalia; Primates; Hominidae.
UCGGGGAAGGAACAGGAGAGGGCAUGGGUCAGGGUGCUGGGAGGGGAUGGAGUUUCACUCAAAUUGGCACACACUUUCUAGUUCAGUUUCAGGCAAUGAAGUGAACAUAAGUCCAGGUCGUCGAUUCAUGAUUGAUCUUCUGGUGGGCAGCUUGAUGGCUGCUGGAGGGUUGGAGUCAGCCUUACACGCAGCCAUUACUGCGGAGAUCCAGGAUAUUGAAGCCAAAAAACAAGCACAGAAGGAAAAAGAAAUUGAUGAACAGGAAGCAAAUGCCUCAGCAUUUCAUAGAAGCAGGACUCCAUUGGAUAAAGACCUUAUUAAUACGGGGAUCUGUGAGUCUUCUGGCAAACAGUGUUUGCCUCUGGUUCAGCUCAUACAACAGCGUCUUAGUCAAUGUGAAAGAAUGGUGAGCAUUGUUUUGGAAGGCCCGACUAGGAGGAGGUGGGAAGAAGUCAGACUCAGCCUGUGAACAGAGACUAACUUUGGCAGAAGCCAAAACAGUCAGACAGUGUUGUCUAAAAAUGAUCAUUCAAGAAGAGUGAAAAAACAAGGUGAUUUGUGAGAGAGAUUUAUUAGAAAAUGAAACACAUUUGUACCUCUGUUUAAUAAAAAUCUGCUUUUUGUCA